AUGACUGACAAAAAGCCCAAGGAAGGAGUCAAGACUGAGAACAAUGGUCAUAUUAAUUUGAAGGUGGUGGGGUAGGAUGGUUCUGUGGUUUAAGAUUAAGAGACAUACACACUUAGUAAACUAAUGAAAGCCUAUUGUGAACGACAGGACACACCUGCACAGUUGGAAAUGGUGGAUGAAGAUACAACUGAUGUGUUCCAGCAGCAGACAGGAGGUGUUUGCUAA
This is a messenger RNA of Myotis brandtii (Brandt's bat), 225 nucleotides long. RefSeq names its product small ubiquitin-related modifier 2-like. The transcript has 2 exons. Gene Ontology annotation, biological process: protein sumoylation. Gene Ontology annotation, cellular component: nucleus. The record is from RefSeq and is a predicted model, not a curated record. Gene Ontology annotation, molecular function: ubiquitin-like protein ligase binding; protein tag activity. Lineage: Eukaryota; Metazoa; Chordata; Mammalia; Chiroptera; Vespertilionidae.